AAUAUUAUUGGACCACAGGGAGAUUUUGUGACGGCUCCCGAGAUGAGUCAAGUAUUCGGCGAAUGCCUUGGAAUCUGGUUUUAUGACCAACACAAAAAGUUGCAGAAAGCGAAAGCCGACGGCAAACGCCUUGACUGGCAGUGGUUGGAAUGUGGACCCGGUAAGGGCACGCUGGUCAGUGACCUACUACGUUUUGCGUGCUACGGCAAAAUCCGACACGAGUUCGGUGCUACCUGUAAGCAUGUACAUCUGGUCGAAUCCAGUCCGAUCUUGCGGCAAGUUCAAAAAGAAACACUGCAACGCGAUUUACGAGAUGUGGCCGAAUUAGAAUUUGUGGAAGAGUCCGGGAUACCUGAGAAUCGCAAUCCCAAUGCCGUGCAAGUGCACUGGCACGAUUCUUUCGCAUCGUUUCGGGCGUGGCAAAAACAAAGUACUUCACGCUUGACAACGUACGCGGUUGGUCAAGAAUUCUUGGAUGCCCUGCCAACGUACCAGUUCGAAAAGACGGCCGAUGGUACUUGGAGAGAACGCUUGAUUGAUGUUGCUUUGAAGCAUUUACCGAAUGCCAAAAAGCCUCGUCUCCGUAUCGUAUUAGCACCGCUAGUUACCGUGCCACUUAAGACGCUGCUUCAAGUGGACGGCGACGGUCGUAUGUUGAACGAACCAAAUUUCGCUCAGACUGGCAGUGUCGUGGAAGUCAGCCCUGAAGCCAUUCUAUUGGUUAAAGAUGUGGCCACCCUUGUUGAUGAGCAGGGCGGCGCGGCGUUAUUUAUUGAUUACGGACAAGAAGGCAGCGCCGAUACCAUUCGGGCGUUUGCCAAACACGAACAAGUACAUUUCCUGUCACGGCCUGGUCAGGUUGACUUGACAGCCGAUGUUGAUUUUUCUGCACUCAAACACGCGGUUAAUGCUUUGCAAACGCGUCACCAAACCCGUGCAUUCGGACCCGUUGGACAGGGACAUUUUCUAAUGUCAAUGGGUGCGUCCGAUAGGGUGCUUCAGUUGAUCGAACGCGAUUCCACUACCGACAAGGAAGCCGACGAUCUG
Phaeodactylum tricornutum CCAP 1055/1 is the source of this 1047-nucleotide messenger RNA. RefSeq lists its product with no specific name. Gene Ontology annotation, molecular function: protein-arginine omega-N symmetric methyltransferase activity. Gene Ontology annotation, cellular component: mitochondrion. The transcript has 2 exons. NCBI's taxonomy places the organism in Eukaryota, Bacillariophyta, Bacillariophyceae, Surirellales, Neidiaceae. The record is from RefSeq and is a predicted model, not a curated record. The annotation marks the transcript as partial. Gene Ontology annotation, biological process: mitochondrial respiratory chain complex I assembly.